CGCGUGAACCAAGGGGAGAAGUACGCCGAAGGAACACGCACAGGGGCGCAGCAGGGACUGGGGCCGUCGCUACGUGUCCCCCCCACCCCCACCCCGGCCCGCCCCGCACAGCGCGGGUUCCGGGGACGGAUCUGGGUCGCGGGAAGCGGCGGCUGGGAGGAGGUCACGUGUCUGCGGGAGUCGCGUCUCCUCCCAGCCUCCAGGAGCCGCCCGGGCCGCGGCCACGGCGCGCGCUGCUGCAGUCUCCCGAGUCCUGGGCGGAGACGCGCCGCGUCUGGCUUCGUGACUCCCGCGGCGGCGGCGGCGGCGGCGGCCCAGGCUCACCCCGGCAAGAGGAGACGCUCGCGGUCCGUCCACUUCGUCUCGGGAGAGGGCCCUUGAAGAUGGACACAUGGAAGUACAGUGUAGAAAAGGCUAACGUUGACCAGCUGUUCACCAUUUCCACUGAGCAAACCAAGCCGAACUCUAAUGUGAAGACUUCAGCUGGAAAUAGGCAAUACCAGCCACAACCGUCUGAUUUGAAGUCCUACUCUUCAGACAGCCCUUCGGAGAGGUUCCAUAGCUCCACACUUGUGCACGAAUGGGGGAAGUGCUGUCAGCCCGUGUUCGGUCGUCUGCUUAGUGGCCUAUCUUGGUUUGUUUAUGCUUUGUGUCUCAUAUCAAGUUGACGAACGGACAUGUAUCCAGUUUGUUAUGAAACUCUUGUAUUUCCUGCUGAGUGCUGGGGGCUUGAUGGUCUGCGUGCUGGCCGUGGCCUUUGCCGCCCACCACUAUUCGCAGCUCACCCAGUUUUCCUGCGGGUCGGCUCUCGACGCCUGCCACUGCAAGCUGCCCUCCGAGGAGCCCCUCAGCCGGACCUUUGUGUACAGGGAUGUGACCGACUGUACCAGCAUCACGGGCACGUUCAAACUGUUCUUACUCACCCAGAUGAUUCUUAACUUGCUCUGCGGCCUCGUGUGCUUGCUGGCCUGCUUCGUGAUGUGGAAACACAGGUACCAGGUUUUUUACGUCGGUGUCAGAAUGUGCUCCCUCACGGCUUCCGAAGGCCGGCAGCAAAAGGUCUAGCGUUCUUGCUGGAAGGUGGGAGAGGAAUCAGCCCACUGACUAGCUGAGGUCAAAAAAGAGAAAGGAAGAGAGAGAGGAAGAGAGAGAGAAACUUUUGACAGUAAUAACUAAUAGUUACUGUUCUAAAGGAAUAUUUUUGUAUUUUUCAGGAAAUAAAAGCAUCUCUUCAGGUUUCUAUAGUAUUUUUAAAAACCUUUUACAGGGAAAAUCAGAUCCAAAUUGACUUUGGGACGUUAAAGGAACACGGAACAGGGAAAGAACGGCAUGCGUCUAUCCUUGCUGCCUGGAAUUUCCUCCUCCUAUAGAUUUCCCCCGCCUUCUGAAAGUAGAGCAUUCCCACCCAUGCAAACUUUCAUAAACUGAAAUGGUGUAAAGCGAAGAAGUUGUUUUGUAGAAGUGAAAAUUCUUCCGAUUUCUUUCGAUUAGCGAAAACUGGUACUCACAUGGCUAUUUUGUAAAGCAAAGUGGCACAAAGCAAACUUUCGGAAAGUGGGGGAAACCUGUCUUCAUUUUAUUCAUCAUUUGUACAAUCUUCUUUCCUGUGAGUUCAGUUUAUAGCGUGAAUUGGCAUUUCAGGCUCACUUGCUAAAUUAUGCCGUCUUUUCCAGAAUUUUCCACCCACACCCCCACCUUAUCUCCACUGUCUUAGAGAAAGGCAGGGGGUGGGGAAGAGCUGAACAGCCAGGUUGAGUCUCUAUUUUCCCUGGUAGAGAUGUCUCCAAGGCAUGAAACAGCUUGAAGGUGCCGAGUAGAAAAGGGAGAGACUUCGCAAAGGUUGAAUAAUUAUAAACACCUGGGCUGGGGCCAAGGCCCUUUUCCCCUCAGCCCCCUUAGUUUGGCUCUGCAAGUGGAUCCCUAACUAAAUGCUUUGGAUGAUUGUCUGCUUCUCAAUAAUUGAAAGUUGGUGGUAGUUGUAUUCUUAAUGAUGUAGAAGGCUCAAAAAUAAUUACAUUAUGCUUCUAUUCUAUCAUCUAAAACAAAUCAUUAAAACUAAUUUCUACCUAAUUGUUAAUUAUAAUUAUGCUCCGAAGCCUACUUAAUGAGCCCUGGCUGUUCUUACAUAGCACCAUCAGAGAAAUUACUCUCACAAGAGAGGAGGCUUAAAGAUUCUUUCUUCUGAAAGCCAAGCUUUACAAGGGAGAAGAGAAAAGUUUUUUAUUAAUAGCUCAGGUUAAAAAUACUCAUUUAAACAAAAACAAGAGCAUUUGUAAUGGGCAAUGUUUGUACAAAUAGCACAUUUGUGAUAUGUUGUGAAGUAUCUCUCUUGGCAGCUAAGUACUUUUGAGGAAGAUUGGGAAUGCCAAUGCGUUCCAUUCAUAAAAGUGUAUCUGAUAUGUUAUCCUAUUAUUGACUUCUAUGCACAGUCCACCCAGAGACUUCAACUCCUGUUUUGAAGUCCUGACUUGAGCAUCUGCCCGCUGACGUGGAAAGUAGUUUUUAUUUUGUUUUGUUUUUAAGUUACCGCGACUUUGAAAAAAAGCACAAGUACCCUAUGAUGGGAGUCUUCUCUCUCUUAUUAUCAAGUUCUGAACAAUAUCCAUGUCUUAAGGACGGAGCUCAGAAUGCAAAUUCAUGCAGCAUAAAUGUUAUCAAGAUCUUUCUCUACUGGCAUGCUCUAUUGAAAUCAGAGAUUCAAGAUAAUAAUGGAGAUGAAUUUGCCUCUCCACAUUGCCUAUUGAUAGACUCCACUAGUCAUGAAUUUCAAACCUAAAAGAAAAGCAUUUUCUUGUUUGCCUUAGAAGAUAGUCGAACAAUCCCAUUGAUUGCGACAGUGGUGUCAGUUUCUACACAAUAUAAAUAUCCAAGUAAAAAGAAAAACAUUAAGUCGGUAAGUUGGAGGGUUGUAAAUAGCUUUUAUGUUCCCCAGAUAAAACACCUGAUUAACAGAUGUGAAAAUCUUUUUUAUGUAUUGACUCGCUUUAAAAACGGCCUUCCUGCACAUGAGCUCAGGCCAAGAACUCACAUUGGAGGGCUUAGUGGAUAAAAUCCUGGGGGCAGAGGUUUGAUCACACACAAAAACUAUAGCGAGAGAACACCAAGCAUCCUGAUGACGACCUGAAAAAUACUCUGUGCGCUGUUAAAAAAAAAAAACAAAACAAAAAACAAUAACUGAGUCCAUUCUGAUUUGGACAGUUUCCUACGUAAAGAAGAAAAUGGCUGCGAAUCUGAAAUAUUGUAGCUGUUCUGUAAAGGAGAGUGAGAAACUCGUGAUUGAAUGCUAAUUGCUAUGAAUCAGGCACCACUGGAAGCACACCCUGACUUCCUUCAACAACUUUUUAUAGCAAACACUACAGGUUUUAUAUUAGAAAAAUUAAAAUUCUAUACAACACCAAGGUGCUCGAUGCUUUACAAGUGAUUCACAAGGUAUUUCAAAGGGUAGAAUAACUUUAGCUUAUGUGCUUUCUUUCUCUAAACAGUGCCACCAGGCAGGACUGACAUAACUUUGAUAAUAAUCAGUAUAUAUAUAUAUGUAUAUGUAUACAUACAUAUAUAUAUAUACAAACAUACAUGCAUAUAUAUAAAUUGGGGAUUUUGCUAUUGUGUAAUUAAACCAUUAUUAAAUCUCCGAAGGAAAAAAAACAAUCAUAAGUAAAAGAAGGAACAAAUAAAACAGGAAAGAAACCAAGAGAGGAGUCCUGGGCUGUGAACUCACUGAGUAUUGAUACAUGUAAGAAAUGUGUUGCAUGAAUAACAAACUGCUUUGCCCUGGAUUUAAAGUAUUUUGAGGUUGUGUUUUGCAAAUAUUGAAGUUACAAUAAUGGCAACAGAAAAGGAACAGAUACACAGCUUUACACUUAGCAAAAUGUUACAUUUAAAAACUGACAAGGAGCCAAGAUGGUGACUGUCUCUUCUAAACCAUAAAACAGUAAGAUUUGUGCAAUCCUCCUCCUCUUCCACCUCCUUCAGGAGAAUGAAAUGAAUCAAGACUUUGGAAAGGGGAAACUGCCGGGACUUGGCAGUACUUGAAAUAGGAGGAAUACAGCAGCCUAAAUGUACAGACGUUGUCACCGAGCCCACUAGAUCGGUCUGUGCCUUCACGUGACCACCAUCUGUGCCUCCCUCGCUCUGUCCAAAUUUGUGGAGGCAGCUCCUUGGAGCCGAGCCUAAAAAUAUAGCUACACCAGGCCCUAGAAACUGUAGUCAAGUAACAGGCCUGACUUUUGCCCCCCUCUUUGAAUUAAACGUCUAUAUGAUCUCUUUGGAGGGGUUCUGACAGGGAGGACCCAUUAUAUGUGUGUUUUCUAUUCACAGCCGGGACAUCAGAAUCUCUAAAUACUCUUGUUCUUCCCCUCCUUGCAUGCGCUGUAUCUGGAAUAUGUUUAUAGAUUUUUAGUAAAGGGUGGGCAGAGGGUAUCCAAGGAAGGUUCUGGAGGACAACGGUGGGGCGCUUAUUUAAUCAGGAACAGACUUCGAAGUUGCCCUGAAAAACCAAUCCUAACCUGUCAUGAAGCCCACCUUUCCGUUUUCCAGUGACUGCCUCUGAGCUAUUGCUAGGUCGCCAUUAACUUCUGUCAGUCGUGCUGGCUGUCGGUUUUUACUGUACUCUAAGACCUCGGUCAUAUUUCUGGAUGUACACGGGGUCUUCAGGACAGUGUUAAAAGGAGCUGCUGCCAAAUAGAUUGACUCCCAGUGGAAACAUUUGUUUGGCUGCAGGCUCAGUGUUUCAGCCUGUGAAAUGGAUACCUUGAUUCUUUUCCUCUGAUUUUCUAGUACUUUAUUAUCUCAAAUGAUCAUCUCCUUCAAAAAUAUUGGUCUGCAUUUUGGUGUUGCGAUUGCAUUUUUCUGGUGUUGAUGAAACAGUGAAUAGAAAACAAAGUGCUUUCUACAUGUUUGAGGUGGUUGUUUUUCAACGGGAUGCACAUAUGCAGAUUUUCUUUGUUAAUAAAAUUUUCAUAAUCUCUGAAAACACCUUGUUUGGAUGUGUUUUGAAGUACAUUACACAUGAACUUGCAUACAUAAAAUCUCUCAGAUGAGUGUUGGCUUCAAAGUUCCGGUUUGGGGAUAGAUGCGAACUAAUGUUCAUUUUGACUCCUUUGUUCCAGGGACUGUCUCUGUUUUGGUACAGGGCACCCACUGUGCAAGUCAAGGUUAUAAAUGCUCCCCGGGCCAGAGAGAG
Molecule: messenger RNA, 5182 nt
Organism: Mirounga angustirostris (Northern elephant seal)
Lineage: Eukaryota; Metazoa; Chordata; Mammalia; Carnivora; Phocidae
Gene: SSPN
Product: sarcospan
Exons: 5
Coding region: 643-1065 (140 amino acids)
Cellular component (GO): dystrophin-associated glycoprotein complex; sarcolemma
Source: RefSeq, a predicted model, not a curated record